Messenger RNA from Enterobius vermicularis (human pinworm), 660 nucleotides. NCBI's taxonomy places the organism in Eukaryota, Metazoa, Nematoda, Chromadorea, Rhabditida, Oxyuridae. The record is from the annotation of a GenBank genome assembly.
AUGAAACGAUUCCUCGUUCUAGUCGUCAUCUACAUUACCGGCUCUAAUGCUUUUACAUUACCGGCUGGACUUCGACCGGCUAAAGCUCUGGGACAGAACAAUGAACCAAUUAUUCCCGGAAAAACUUCAACAGAAAUGCCAUUAAAAGAACCAGCAAAUUUAUCAAUAAGAUCUCGAAUGUUAGCAGCAUUAAGUGCUUCAUCUAAAGAGACUGAUAGUGAUGUAAAACCGGCAGCAGAAUCUGCUAAAAAUGAAGAACUUGAACAACCUGAACAACCUGAACAACCUCCUUUGCCACCACCACCAGCGGCUGUUUCCGAAUCAUCAACAUCGGCACCGCUGAUACUGACGAAAGGUGGAAAUAAAAAAAUUGCUUCACAACCAAACAAAUCAGCUAAAAUUGUAAUUGCUGCUGGUGCUCCUGCAAAUACUCUCACUGGAACUGAUGGAAAAAGGUCAGGUGCUGCCAAUUUUGGCCUGAAUACAGUGUUACAUACAAAUCUUGUCGAUUCCAAAGGACGGAUCAUGAAAGGCGUUAAUUCAGUUCCAAUCAAAGUUAAUACUGCAACAGAUUUGAAAGGAUCACAAACCAGGCAUUCAGCAAGUCCGGUUGAAAGUGAAGCAGAGAAAGUUGUUCCGAUUAAAUUUGGAUCCAGUUAA